ACGUUUGGUGGCGCUAAUGCGCGGAAACACAUCAAUAACUGCCAGCGAAGAAGAAGCUGCGCAUGCGCGGUGGUCAGUCAGCCAAAAUGGCGGCGAGUAACGGCGGAGGAAUGGAAGUGGACGCGACAGCGAGCCCCAGUGUGAUGGCGUCUGGAGUCACAGGCAGUGUGUCAGUGGCGCUGCAUCCUCUCGUGAUCCUGAAUAUCUCUGAUCACUGGAUCCGGAUCCGCUCUCAGGAGGGAAGAGCCAUGCAGGUCGUGGGCGCUCUGAUCGGAAAACAGGAGGGCAGAAACAUUGAGGUGAUGAACUCAUUCGAGCUGCUGUUUCACACCGUCGAGGAUCAGAUCCACAUCGAUAAAGAGUAUUACUACACUAAAGAAGAGCAGUUUAAGCAGGUUUUUAAGGACAUGGAGUUUCUGGGCUGGUACACGACUGGCGGCGCUCCGGACCAAUCAGAUAUUCACAUUCAUAAGCAGGUGUGUGAGAUCAUUGAGAGUCCACUGUUCCUGAAGCUCAACCCCAUGACCAAACACACUGACCUGCCAGUCAGCGUCUACGAAUCUGUGAUUGACAUCAUCAGCGGAGAGGCGACUAUGCUGUUUGCUGAGCUGCCGUAUACACUAGCCACGGAAGAAGCAGAGCGCAUCGGAGUCGAUCACGUCGCUCGCAUGACCGCCAUCGGGACGGGAGAGAACUCCACUGUGGCGGAGCAUCUGAUCGCUCAGCACAGUGCUAUAAAGAUGCUGCACAGUCGUGUGAAGGUCAUCCUGGAGUACGUCAAAGCAGUGCAGGCAGGUGAGGUCCCGUUCAAUCACGAGAUCCUGCGGGAAGCGAACGCUCUCUGUCAUCGUCUGCCGGUUCUCAACACACUCAAGUUCAAGACAGACUUCUAUGAUCAAUGUAAUGACGUGGGUCUGAUGGCGUAUCUGGGAACCAUCACCAAAACCUGCAACAGCAUGAAUCAGUUCAUCAACAAGUUCAACGUUCUGUACGACCGGCAGGGCAUCGGCCGGCGCAUGAGGGGCCUGUUCUUCUGAGCUCCUGCUGCUUUUUGUGUUAAUAAACCUCAUCUGUGUCACA
This is a messenger RNA of Puntigrus tetrazona (Sumatra barb), 1080 nucleotides long. It is a transcript of the gene cops6, whose product is annotated as COP9 signalosome subunit 6. Gene Ontology annotation, biological process: protein deneddylation. The transcript has 10 exons. Gene Ontology annotation, molecular function: protein binding; metallopeptidase activity. The record is from RefSeq and is a predicted model, not a curated record. Gene Ontology annotation, cellular component: COP9 signalosome. Lineage: Eukaryota; Metazoa; Chordata; Actinopteri; Cypriniformes; Cyprinidae. The coding region runs from base 63 to 1037 and encodes 324 amino acids.